UAAGAUUUAACAGAAUAGAGCAUAAAAAACCCAAAAUUGAAGAAGAUUUUAUUCUCUUUCAAAUACAUUUUUAUUCAUCAUUCAAAAUUCUUGAAUGUGUACAAAAUUAAAAAAAGGAGCAUAUAUAUUCAAGAUUCUUAAACCAUAUAUGAAUUCUCCAUUAUAAAGAAUAUGCAUAGAUGUAUCAGAUAGGUCUCGAGGGGCCUUUUGGUUCGCGAUUGCCUAGUAAAUGAGUUAAGGAAGCUACUGAGGCGGAGUGAACGAAUCUUUGAUAAACAGUAGGAUUCCACUUCCCGCGUUGAGAUCAAGGAGGUGGAUCAUCCGCGUAUUGUCAGUCGCUCCUUCAGGUAUAUACUGAAGAGGACGGGCAGUCAAAAGUAGCAGACUGUAAACCCGGCCUCUCGUGCUUGUUUGUUGUAGACUUCGGAGAAGAGAAUAGAGGCAUUCGUCAGCUUACAUGAGGUCGUUGAACAUGAAGAAAAGAUGGAUGUUACCUCUUAUUAUAAGCUCAGUUAUAUCUGUUUCCCUUCUUGCAACCUUCUUCGACUUGGGCAUCUCGAUUUUCCCUUCCCGUGAUGUGGAGAGUCAAAUCACUUCUUUUUUUGGUGAAGAAAAAGCUCAGCGAGUUCCAAGUCCGCCUCCACCUCCUCCGCCACCUUCUCCACCACCUCCUCCUCCUCCUGCACCGCGUUUUGCUUAUUUCAUAUCCGGAUCAAAUGGUGAACUAGGUCAACUCUGGAGGACGUUGAAAUCGCUGUAUCAUCCGUGGAACUAUUACAUCGUUCAUCUGGACUUAAAAUCGUCAGUAGAGGAGAGACUAGAGCUUGCUUCAAGAGUUGCAAAAGAACCUGUUUUUGCCAAGGUUGGAAACGUGCACGUGAUUACGAAAGCAAACCUGGUGACAUACCGGGGUCCGACCAUGGUCUCUAACACGCUACACGCCGCCUCUAUUCUCCUGAAGAAGUAUAAGCACUGGGAUUGGUUUAUUAACCUGAGUGCUUCUGAUUAUCCCCUGCUAACUCAAGACGAUCUUCUCUACGUGUUUUCUCAAUUAAAACGCGACUAUAACUUCAUCGAGCACACAAGCCGGUUGAGAUGGAAAGAGGCGGAAAGAGCAAUGCCGCUUAUUAUAGACCCCGGGCUGUAUCAGAGUACUAAGUCCGAUAUAUUUUGGGUUGCACCAAGGAGAACUCUUCCUACAGCCUUUAAACUCUUUACCGGUGAG
Messenger RNA from Capsicum annuum, 1225 nucleotides. Its product is annotated as beta-glucuronosyltransferase GlcAT14B-like. Lineage: Eukaryota; Viridiplantae; Streptophyta; Magnoliopsida; Solanales; Solanaceae. The annotation marks the transcript as partial. The transcript has 4 exons. Gene Ontology annotation, molecular function: glucuronosyltransferase activity. Gene Ontology annotation, cellular component: membrane. The record is from RefSeq and is a predicted model, not a curated record.